AUGAGCAACAACACCGACUACUUUACAAAUCCAAAGAAUCACCCAGAUAAUGCUCAUCUACCGACUCUGAACCAACCCGCUACCAUCUUGGGAAUAACGAUUGCUUUCCUGGGCGUUGCCAUUCUCACCGUGUGCCUGCGGUUAUGGGUUCGUCUCAAGGAUCGGCUCUGGGGCUGGGAUGACUUCUUUGUCGUUCUUGCAGCCAUUGCAAGCUUUGUGGGCGAUAUCAUGGUGUGUCGGAUGCCGAAAGAUGGCCUAGGUCUGCACCUGUGGACGCUGGACUGGACACAUCUCGUCAAUUAUUUCAAGCACAUUUACUCCACCAACGCUGCAUAUGCUGCUAGUUCGACCCUGAUCAAGUUGUCGAUUCUCUUUCAGUAUCUGCGGCUGUUUGCCGAAACUGCACCAUCAACUUCAACCCGCAUAUAUCACCUCUCGCGGCGUCUCACGUGGGGCAUGAUUGCCGUGUGUAGUGCGUGGGGCUUGACCUUUUUUCCCCUCGCACUCUUUUCAUGCAGACCCAUUGCAAAAAACUGGGAUCCGCUGGUGCCAGGUAAAUGCAUUGGCUGGGGCAGCAAGGACCCGGAGGAGUUCUUCGCCAUGUUUCUGGGCCAUGCUGUUAGCAACUCGGUGCUCGACAUAUUGGUGCUGCUACUGCCAGUUCCAUUCAUGACUGCACUGAGGAUUGCAGGCAAGAGCCGAGCGGGGUUGAUUGGCUUGUUCAUUAUGGGAUCCAGUGCAGUAGUAGUGGCAAUAGGCCGCAUCAUUGCUCUUUCAGUCAACCGCGCUGGUACGGUGCCUGUGAUUGACAUGUCGUUCUAUACGCCGCUCGUGUACAUCUUUGCCGUUCUGGAGGUCAACUUCGCCAUCAUCACGGCUUCUAUCCCCAUCUUCUGGCCCGCCAUUGCGACGCUGGCAUCCAACAAGAUCUUUGUCGUCAACGAAGUCGAGAUUCGUGUCGAGGACGUGACGAGGCAUGAGAGCUUUGAUUCCAACGGUGGCAUUAGCCUGAACGACCGAAAAAGCACACCAAGUGGAGAAAACAAGAUGGGCGUCGUCACGAGGGUCUCGGAUCACAUCACUCGCAAGUCUGGCGAGAAGCUUUCGCUAAGCACCCACGACCGAAAGCCAAGCAAAGGGUCUCUAUCAGUGCGGUCUGCAGGGCUGGGCCAUACCGGCCGUUCGCCCAGCAAUGCCUCGUCGAUUGGGAAUUCCUUUGCCGACUUUGGCACCCGUCCAAGCCAAGACUCUCUACACCACCUAUACCGGACAUGCAGUCGCGAGAACCAGAGUUCAAAGAGCCUGACGCGGGAAGACAGUGACGACUGGUUUGCGGAAAUGGACCGAGCCAACGCUCGUGCACAGGCGACGAGUGCUCAGGCGACGAGUGCUCCGACGUCACCAUUGCCGUUUGAGAACAUGAAGCCGUCUGAUACGAAGUAAGGUGGAGCUACGGGGGGGGGGAGGGGAGAGACAUGGUGGGGGGAGGGGAUGGGGAUGCAUGCAUUGGCUUUUGUCGUUCUUUCAUUUGAUACCCUGCAGCAGC
Exserohilum turcica Et28A is the source of this 1546-nucleotide messenger RNA. RefSeq lists its product as uncharacterized. The transcript is spliced from 5 exons. The record is from RefSeq and is a predicted model, not a curated record. The coding region runs from base 1 to 1443 and encodes 480 amino acids. NCBI's taxonomy places the organism in Eukaryota, Fungi, Ascomycota, Dothideomycetes, Pleosporales, Pleosporaceae.